Messenger RNA from Closterium sp. Naga37s-1, 1455 nucleotides. The record is from the annotation of a GenBank genome assembly. Lineage: Eukaryota; Viridiplantae; Streptophyta; Zygnematophyceae; Desmidiales; Closteriaceae.
AUGGCUGAUCCGUUCGCUCAAGCCGUGUUCCGAGCGUACCGCGACGGGCUUCUCGCAUCACAGCUGCAGGCGGAAAACACCGGCCCUGAGCCGGCGAAUACAGGCGCGUCAACUCACGAGCAGUUCUAUUCUGGAUCAUCGCAAUACGCGGCGCAAUACUCGGCGCCAGCUCAUGAUGCGCUGCACGGAGGAUCGUCGCUACACGCGGCGUUAACACAGCAGCUGAUUCAAGAAGCGGCGCGUCAUUCUGCGUUUUCUCAGCAGUUAACUCACGAGACGAUCCAUGGCGGAGGAUCUCAGCAAAAUCCAGCAUUCACCCAGCAGAAUCCAACGUUCACUCAGCAGCAGAAUCCAACGUUCACUCAGCAGCAGCAGUCAACGUUCACUCAACAAAAUCCAGCGUUUGCUCAGCAGCAGCCAACGUUCACCCAGCAGCAUCAGACGUUCACUCAGCAAUUGACCCAAGGCGGAAGGGGCUCGCUCCAUGAGCAGCUGGCGGUGGGAGAUGCGGCGCACGGAGACGCGCUGCUGCAAGGAAGUCUACCAGGAGGGGAUCAUGGUGGAGGUUUUGCGGCCACAAACGAAGCAGCUACAAAUGAAACAGUUGCAACCGAAGCAACUACCAAUCAAGCUCAGGAAAGUUUCCUGGGACAAGCGGAUAAUAAUCUGAAUGUUCCGGCUGUUCAGGACAACCUGGGAGCCCAUAACGAAGCAGCUCAAAACGAAGCAGCUCAAAACGAAGCGGCUCAACCUGAAGCAGCUACCGAAGCAGCGCGAACCGAAGCGGCUCAAAAAGAAGUAGCUCCAACCGAAGCAGCUCAAACCGGAGCAGUUCAAACCGAAGAGGCUCAAUCCGAGGCAGCUCGAACUGAAGCGGCUCAAAACGAGGUCACGGUUAAAGUCGAGGAAGGCGCUGGUCCGGAAUCCGGGACUGGCGCCGGAAAUCGCUCCACCGCCGUCGUUUCUAACGGUGCUUCCGCAAGCGGUGUGUUCUCCAUGCUCCUGGACAUGCAGCACCAGCAGCAGCCGCUGCAGACCCCGCUCACGCCCGUCCCCGCCGUUCCCCCGCUUGCUCCGCUUCGCCCCGGCGAUCCCAAGUCCCCAAAUGCUGCUGCUGUAGUGGCGUCUGGGUUUGGACAGUCGGGGUUGCAGGGGCAGCAGACGCGACCUGCGAAUAAGUAUGACGCGCAGAAGCAGCGCGAUUGGAACAAUUUCAGCCAGUAUUUGGCUCGGCAUCAGCCUCCCGUGGCCAUGAUUCGCGCUACACCGCCACAUUCACUCCACCUUCCGCGUCUCUUCCUCUGCUCCCUUCCCAACCCGCUGGCCCCUGCUCCUGUUCCUGCUGCUGCUGCUGCUGCUGCUCCUGCUGCUGCUCCUGCUGCUGCUCCUGCUACUGAUCCCUCUGCACGUUUUGUCCCCUCUGCAACUGCCUCUGCAGCAGCAGCAACAGCUUGA